AUCUAGAAAUUCGAAAAUGAAGUUAAACUUAUUUGAACAAUAGCACUUAGCUUUCGAUCCAAAUUUCAGUUUCUAUUAGAUUUUUGCUUAGUCAGCUUGUAACAAACCUAAAUUUAAUAACAAUUUCAUAGUCCCAGUAAGGAAGGUGUAAUUAGACUGCGUUUUUUUUAAUUUUAAGGGACUUACUAUCUGUAAAUAUGGAUCCGGGAAUCCUUUGUUUCCACCAUUGUGACCACAAAGUCUUUUGUACUAUUAUUCCUGAUAAAUGCCCGGUUUGCCAUCAGAAUCUAGAUAGAUACGACUACAACCUGUUGCCGUUUAGAGUACCCUAUCCUUUCGUGAAAGCGUCUCAGCACCCUCGAGCAAUAGUUAUGAAACCAACUCACGGGGACUUCCUUAAUGACUAUUAUAAUUCUAAGGAUUUGCAUAUCGGAGUGACUAACUCUCAGGGCUGUGUUAUAGAAUUUGGUGUUGAAGGUAUCCAAGGUGUAGAUCCUUUGACAAAAAAGUGGAGUCAGUGUGACUCAAGCUCUGAUUGGGACCAGUGCCUCUUAUUAGAACAGUUUGAUGAACUAUGGAAUGAAAUUUGGGAUGGCAUUCUCAUAAAGGUGAGUUCAAGUCCCCUGUGGGAUGCAGAGAGAUACAAUGAAGAACGUCACAACUGCUUUACUUUUGUAUUAGCAUUUUUGAGAGCUCUAGAUUGUGGAGAACUUUCUGAAAAAGCUCAGGACCCAAAGCUGUUUUGUAAACAGUAUGUGGUUCCACGAACUUCUGCUGCUGGGAAAUACAUAUCUCUGUAUAGGCAACUUAAGAGGCAAAGCUUCUUUAUACAGAACCAAUGAUAGCUUAAAAUUUAAUAUUUUGUGUAUUUAAUAUUUAUUUUCAGUAUUACCUGUGAUUGAAUUUAGAUUUAAGGGCCGAGAAUUACCAUGCAUUUAAGUUAGACCAAAAUGUAUCUGAAAAUGUAUUUAUUAAUUUAGUAUGAGGUAAUAUGUUUAACUGUAAAACAUAAUGCAAUGAUUUAAUGGUCUAAAAAGGCUGUGUUAGUUGAUUGUAAUAAUAAUGAUUUCACAAAAUUUGGUUCAUGUAUAUAUAAUUUGUGAUUAUCUUUAAUUCCAUCCUUGAAAAAGUAGUAUACUUUUAAUAAUUAUCUUAAGCAUCACAUUCUUAAAUGUAAAUUUAAUGUUAAUGUCAGAUUUAGGAUAAUUUUAGGAUUCUUACAUGCUGCCACUAAAGCCACAAUAAUUAUCAGAUUUUUCUACUAUUUAUAAUCACAUUCAUGUUUAUAAGUUACACUGUAAUUGUUUACUUAUUAGUCAAUUUGAAUUUUUUAUACCUAUACAGUAUAAUAAAUAAUAAUAGCAUAGGAAUUUUCAUCAGUCUUUGAAGACAUCAUUUUUCUUUAGAAUUCUGUGAUUUCAUGUUUACAUAGUUUUAAAUUAUUUUGAAUUAAAUUCAUUAUGACUGAUUUGGUUUGGGUUGAAUAAUGUUUAAUAGUUUUGAUCUUCCAUAGUAAUUGUAUCUAUUUACCACUUUUCAUAUAAUUUAUUACAAUUGUCUAAUCAUCUAUUAACUCUAGUAUAGAAUAUGUGUACACAUUAUACUUCCAUACAAAUUUUGAUAAACAAUUUUGUAGAAAUAUGUAAUUUUUUGAAAGCUUGUAUUGAUGUAGACAUUGUAGUUUUAGAUACUAAAAUAGGAUAAAUUUUUACACUGACUUUGCAGGCAAUUAAAGUUAAAAAUCUUGAAUAUGUAAAUGAGAAUUUAAAUAUUGAGGAUAAUUCAAAGUAUAGCUAUUUAAUAAUGUCACUAACACACUGUAAUCAAUAGACAUUAAGAAAUUCAAUUCUCACAUUUUAAAUUAACUUAGUUUUGCUUUGAAUUACCCUCUCUAAUGCAGCAUUAAAUUUUGUAACAAUGGACAAAGGUUCCAAUGACCCUCAAUGUUAGUCAUACAGCCAAUUGAAAUCUCGUCCGAGUAUUGUCUUCAUGUCCCGAAUAAGACCUAUUAAGCUUGAUAAGGGUAAUUAUUAAUAAUUAUUUUCCUUUUCUGAAGACACUCGUAACAGUUGAGGAUUAUUUGCUCAAAGUCACGAAUUCUUGCCCAAACCACUCGACUAUUAAUUACGAGAUGUUUCUAAAAGAAAUACCGAGUCUCAGAUUUCUAGGUGCUAUGAUAAAAUAAAGUGUUCGUUAAUU
Messenger RNA from Pieris rapae (cabbage white), 2199 nucleotides. RefSeq names its product MKRN2 opposite strand protein. The transcript has 4 exons. The coding region runs from base 198 to 842 and encodes 214 amino acids. The record is from RefSeq and is a predicted model, not a curated record. NCBI's taxonomy places the organism in Eukaryota, Metazoa, Arthropoda, Insecta, Lepidoptera, Pieridae.